CGCAGGUCUGUGCGCCCCUGUCGCCCCCCACCCCCAGCCGUGCAGCGAAGCCCCUGGGACACCCCAGGUGGACCCUGAGUGGAGCCGUCCUCCCCGCCAGAGGGACGCGCCCCCCAACCUGAGUCUGGUCGGACACAGGGCUCUUGGGCCCUGGGAGGGGCCAGGGUCCGGGCAAGGGCGGGCUCGGGGAGGUGCCUGCUCCCCGGGACCAGCUCCCGUUCUGGGGGAGAGUGAUGCAGGCCGCUCCGAGACUGCGGGCGCUCCAGCGACACCUGGGCUCCUCGGAGGGCAGAGGCAUGGAGCCGACCAGCAGCCCACUGACCACACACGUGCUGGACACUGCCUGGGGGCUUCCGGCCCAGGGCCUCUGCCUCUGUCUGUCUAGGCUUGAGGACCAUGGCCGGCAGUGGACAGAGCUGAGGAAAAGCUACACCGACUCGGACGGCCGCUGCCCAGGGCUCCUGCCACCAGGCCCGAUGAAGGCAGGCACCUACAAGCUGUCCUUUGACACCGAGGGCUACUGGAAGAAGAGGGGGCAGGAAAGCUUCUACCCAUACGUGGAGGUUGUUUUCACCAUCACUGACGAGACCCACCGGUUCCACGUGCCCCUGCUGCUGAGCCCAUGGUCCUACACCACGUAUCGAGGGAGCUAGUGGCCGGGCCAUCGCCUCUGGCCAACUGCUGGCCUGUGAGCAUUGAUCCCAUCCCCACGGCUCCCUGAGGCACCCCAAGAGAGGGCAGCAGGUCAUCUCCCUGUGGGAGAUUCUGGCCCUCCACCUCCAGUAGCAGCUGAGUCUCAGGCCUCAAUAAAGUCGGUGUCGGCAUCUGUAA
Messenger RNA from Callorhinus ursinus (northern fur seal), 831 nucleotides. Its product is annotated as 5-hydroxyisourate hydrolase-like. The record is from RefSeq and is a predicted model, not a curated record. Gene Ontology annotation, molecular function: hydroxyisourate hydrolase activity. Gene Ontology annotation, biological process: purine nucleobase metabolic process. NCBI's taxonomy places the organism in Eukaryota, Metazoa, Chordata, Mammalia, Carnivora, Otariidae.